Paecilomyces variotii is the source of this 3585-nucleotide messenger RNA. Its product is annotated as putative pyruvate carboxylase. Gene Ontology annotation, molecular function: ATP binding; metal ion binding; pyruvate carboxylase activity. The transcript has 3 exons. Lineage: Eukaryota; Fungi; Ascomycota; Eurotiomycetes; Eurotiales; Thermoascaceae. The record is from RefSeq and is a predicted model, not a curated record. Bases 1 to 3585 code for a protein of 1194 amino acids. Gene Ontology annotation, cellular component: cytoplasm. Gene Ontology annotation, biological process: pyruvate metabolic process; gluconeogenesis.
AUGGCCUCCCACCACCCCCAGCCUGAGCAGGCCAUCGACGAUGCCGAACUCGUCGAGGAUCACAGCCAUACCGCCGUCGAGGACUCUGUCCACAGGCGUCUGCGCGCCAAUUCCACCAUCAUGCAGUUCCAGAAGAUCCUCGUCGCCAACCGUGGUGAAAUCCCCAUCCGUAUCUUCCGUACCGCCCACGAGCUGUCCCUGCAGACCGUCGCCGUCUACUCGUACGAGGACCGCCUGUCCAUGCACCGUCAGAAGGCGGACGAGGCCUACGUGAUUGGAAAGCGCGGUCAAUACACCCCCGUGGGCGCCUAUCUGGCCGGAGACGAGAUUAUCAAGAUCGCCCUCCAGCACGGCGUCCAGCUGAUCCACCCCGGUUACGGAUUCCUCUCCGAGAACGCAGAGUUCGCCCGCAAGGUCGAGCAGGCCGGUAUCGUCUUCGUGGGCCCGACCCCGGAAACCAUCGAGGCCUUGGGUGACAAGGUGUCCGCCCGUCAGCUGGCCAUCAAGUGCGGCGUCCCCGUCGUGCCCGGAACGGAGGGCCCCGUGGAGCGGUACGAAGAGGUCAAGAACUUCACCGAUACCUAUGGCUUCCCCAUCAUUAUCAAGGCUGCCUUUGGUGGUGGUGGCCGUGGUAUGCGCGUUGUUCGCAACCAGGCUGACCUGCGCGAUGCCUUUGAGCGUGCCACCUCCGAGGCCAAGAGCGCCUUUGGAAACGGCACCGUCUUCGUCGAGCGCUUCCUCGACAAGCCCAAGCACAUCGAGGUCCAGCUGCUGGGUGACAGCCAGGGCAACGUCGUCCACCUGUUCGAGCGUGACUGCUCCGUCCAGCGUCGUCACCAGAAGGUGGUCGAGCUGGCCCCGGCCAAGGACCUGCCCACCGCCGUCCGCGACCAGAUCCUGGCGGAUGCCGUCAAGCUGGCUCGCUCCGUCAACUACCGCAACGCUGGUACCGCCGAGUUCUUGGUCGACCAGCAGAACCGCUACUACUUCAUCGAGAUCAACCCCCGUAUCCAGGUCGAGCACACCAUCACCGAAGAGAUCACGGGUAUUGAUAUCGUCGCCGCCCAGAUCCAGAUUGCUGCCGGUGCCACGCUCCAGCAGCUGGGCUUGACGCAGGAGCGCAUCUCUACUCGUGGUUUCGCCAUCCAGUGCCGUAUCACCACCGAGGAUCCGGCCAAGGGCUUCUCCCCUGACACCGGUAAGAUCGAGGUCUACCGUUCCGCUGGUGGUAACGGUGUCCGUCUGGACGGUGGAAACGGCUUUGCCGGUGCCGUCAUCACUCCUCACUAUGACUCCAUGCUGGUCAAGUGUACCUGUCUGGGAUCCACCUACGAGAUUGCGCGCCGCAAGAUGCUGCGUGCCCUGGUGGAGUUCCGUAUCCGUGGUGUGAAGACUAACAUUCCCUUCCUGGCCUCUCUGCUGAGCCACCCAACUUUCAUUGAAGGCACCUGCUGGACCACCUUCAUCGACGACACCCCUGAGCUGUUUGCCCUGGUCGGCGGCCAGAACCGUGCCCAGAAGCUGCUGGCCUACCUGGGUGACCUGGCUGUCAAUGGCAGCAGCAUCAAGGGUCAGAUCGGUGAGCCGAAAUUCAAGGGCGAGAUCAUCCUCCCCCAGCUGUACGACGAUGCCGGCAAACUCAUCGACGUGACCCAGCCCUGCACCACUGGCUGGAAGCAGAUCAUCGACCGCGAGGGUCCUGAGGCCUUCGCCAAGGCAGUGCGCGCCAACAAGGGCUGUCUCAUCAUGGACACCACCUGGCGUGAUGCUCACCAGUCUCUGCUGGCCACCCGUGUGCGUACGGUCGACCUGGUCAACAUUGCCAAGGAGACCAGUUACGCGCUGUCCAACGCCUAUGCCCUGGAGUGCUGGGGUGGUGCCACCUUCGAUGUCGCCAUGCGUUUCCUCUACGAGGACCCCUGGGACCGUCUUCGCAAGCUCAGGAAGCUGGUCCCCAACAUCCCCUUCCAGAUGCUGCUCCGAGGAGCCAACGGCGUUGCCUACUCUUCUCUGCCUGACAAUGCCAUCUACCACUUCUGCAAGCAGGCAAAGAAGUACGGUGUCGACAUCUUCCGUGUCUUCGACGCCCUCAACGAUAUCGACCAGCUCGAGGUCGGUAUCAAGGCCGUGCAGGCCGCUGGCGGUGUGGUCGAGGCCACCAUCUGCUACAGCGGAGACAUGCUGAACCCCAAGAAGAAGUACAACCUGGACUACUACCUGGAAUUGGUCGACAAGGUCGUCAAGCUGGGCACCCACACUCUGGGUAUCAAGGAUAUGGCCGGUGUCCUCAAGCCCAAGGCCGCCACCCUGCUGGUCGGCUCGAUCCGCAAGCGUUACCCUGACCUUCCCAUCCACGUCCACACCCACGACUCCGCUGGUACCGGUGUGGCCUCCAUGGUUGCGUGCGCUCAGGCGGGUGCUGAUGCCGUCGACGCGGCCACCGACAGCAUGUCUGGUAUGACCUCGCAGCCCAGUCUGGGUGCCAUCCUCGCGUCGCUCGAGGGCUCCGAGUUCGACCCCAAGCUCAACAUCCACCACAUCCGUGCCAUUGACAGCUACUGGGCCCAGCUUCGUUUGUUGUACUCGCCUUUCGAGGCCGGUCUGACCGGUCCGGACCCUGAGGUCUACGAGCACGAGAUUCCUGGUGGUCAACUGACCAACCUCAUCUUCCAGGCCAGCCAGCUGGGUCUGGGUCAGCAGUGGGCCGAGACCAAGAAGGCCUACGAGGCCGCUAACGACCUACUGGGCGACAUCGUCAAGGUCACUCCCACUUCCAAGGUUGUUGGUGACCUUGCUCAGUUCAUGGUCUCCAACAAGCUGACCGCCGACGAUGUCAUUGCUCGCGCGGCCGAGCUCGACUUCCCCGCCUCCGUUCUGGAGUUCUUGGAGGGUCUCAUGGGCCAGCCCUACGGUGGAUUCCCUGAGCCUCUGCGCUCCCGAGCCCUGCGUGACCGCCGCAAGCUCGAAAAGCGCCCCGGUCUGUACCUGGAGCCGCUCGACCUGGCCAAGAUCAAGGCCGAGAUCAAGGAGAAGUUCGGAACUGCCACUGAGUGCGACGUGGCCAGUUACGCCAUGUACCCCAAGGUCUUCGAGGACUACCGCAAGUUCGUGCAGAAGUACGGUGAUCUGUCCGUCCUGCCCACUCGCUUCUUCCUGUCCCGUCCCGAGAUUGGCGAGGAGUUCAACGUCGAGCUGGAGCAGGGUAAGGUGCUUAUCCUGAAGCUGCUUGCCAUCGGACCGCUCUCCGAGCAGACCGGCCAGCGCGAGGUCUUCUACGAAGUCAACGGUGAGGUCCGCCAGGUCACCGUCGACGACAAGAAGGCCUCCGUCGACAACACUGCUCGUCCCAAGGCCGAUGCUACCGACAGCAGCCAGGUCGGAGCGCCGAUGAGCGGUGUCGUCGUCGAGGUCCGCGUGCACGAGGGAUCCGAGGUCAAGAAGGGUGACCCUGUUGCUGUUCUCAGCGCCAUGAAGAUGGAAAUGGUUAUCUCCGCACCCCACAGUGGAAAGGUCGCCGGUCUCCAGGUCAAGGAGGGCGACUCUGUUGACAGCCAGGAUCUCGUCUGCAAGAUCACCAAGGCAUGA